Molecule: messenger RNA, 600 nt
Organism: Eucalyptus grandis
Lineage: Eukaryota; Viridiplantae; Streptophyta; Magnoliopsida; Myrtales; Myrtaceae
Exons: 3
Coding region: 1-600 (199 amino acids)
Source: RefSeq, a predicted model, not a curated record
AUGGCAGGUAAUGUGGGAAUGGACGGUAAAGGUGGCAGUGAAGUCGGUAUGGAUAUUUUUGGCAUCGUGGGAAGGGACGGAAUGGAUGGUAUAGUUGUCGGUAUUGGUAGUGUUGGUAUCAUGGGAAGGGAUGGUAUGGAUGGCGUUAAACUUUUGACUCGAAUAAUUUUGGGCGAAGAUGAUUCAGGCGCUAUGAAAUUCGACGCUUUGGGGCUGGUGGCUGGAGGAGGAGUGAGGAAAGGAAUGGAAGGAAUCUUAGGGAGAGACAUAGGGAUGCCCGACACCGGGGGCAAGGCAAUUGGCAUGGUUGGCACGCUUGGAAGUGGCGGGAGAGCAGUGGUGGGCAAUGUUGGCUGGGUGGUGGGCAGUGUUGGCAAUGUGGGCUUAGGAAGGGUCGCAGGGAAGGCGGGCAACGCCGGAAUGGACAGCAAUGGUGGCAGCGAAGUCGGUAUUGAUGUUGUUGGUAUUGUGGGAAGGGACAGUAUAGUUGUUGGUAUCGGUAGUGUUGGUAUUGUGGGAAGCGACGGUAUGGAUGGCAUGGUUAUUUGCAGUAGAUGGCUUGUUCCGAAACUCAUAUUGGCAGUUGAAGAACUAGGGUGA